CAAAUACACACUCACUGAGGUGGUGAAUACAUAUUUUUAAUGUUUAGCUAGAAACUGUAGUGAUCUCAGCAGUAAUGUACUGUCUGAGAAUGCAGACGAGUGAGGGUCGUCAAAUUCUUCUCAUCACCUACUGAAUGAACAAAUUGACCUGGUUUCUGUGUUAAUCUGCAGGAUUAGAAUUUGAAUGACUGUGUGUGUGUGCAAAGCUAACAGUUUUCUCGUCAAUUGGAGAUGACUACUGAUUUUCGCUGCAAGGUGAUUAUUCGAAAACCCUAUAUCGGUAGCUUAUUCUUAUCUGGUACACAAUAUCAACAAAUGGUUGGACGUGCUGGUCGGGCAGGUUUAGAUACUGUCGGUGAAAGUAUUACAAUAUUACAAACAAAUGAACUAAUACCAUUCGCCCAUAUGCUAUCUAGUAUACCUCAACCGUUAUUGGAUCCUAAGGAUGUUGAGGUGAAUAAUCAGUCAGUGGGUUUGUGCAAUAGUAAUUUGUUAUAUGAAAAUAGGAAGGGUUUACGACAACUUAUACUCUCACUGAUUGGUCUGGAGGUGAGUACUAACCACAGUAAUCCGUACUUUUAA
This is a messenger RNA of Trichobilharzia szidati, 582 nucleotides long. NCBI's taxonomy places the organism in Eukaryota, Metazoa, Platyhelminthes, Trematoda, Strigeidida, Schistosomatidae. The record is from the annotation of a GenBank genome assembly.